CAUAAUUCAUAAAUCAUUCUCCAAACUCAAAAUCUCUUAAUCCCCAAAUUCUCUCUUUCUAUCUCUCUCACACUCCUUUGAAACACAACAUUCCUUUUUAACUCUAAAUUCAAAGAUAGUUUCUUGAUUAGGGUUCUUUGUUAUCACUAUCGCUACUUUAAUCAUUCAUUAUCACUAACUCUUGAAUUCAAUUUCAUCCUAAUUCAUAAUCGAUUCAUUCUACCCAAUUUGUUUUCUCUUUGCGCACUCUUUCCUUCUCCGUCAUUCAUCAUAACGCAACACGACGCAACACGUUCGUGUAACUCGCUCACUCCGUAACUCGUUCUCGAUUUUUUCAUCAUGCCGAAGGCUAAACUUGAUAACAGGGCACCACAAUGGGCUAGUGUGAACUUAGGAAUUUUCAUUUGGAUGCAAUGUUCAGGGAUUCACCGGAGUCUUGGAGUGCAUAUAUCAAAGAUACGGAUAAUGUGAAGUCAAAUAAUCCCUGGGAAGCUAAACUGCCACCAAAUUUUGACAGAAAUGGAUGUGGAAUUGAGAAGUUUAUCUGUGCCAAGGUACCACGAUGGGCUAGUGUGAACUUAGGAAUUUUCAUUUGCAUGCAAUGUUCAGGGAUUCGCCGGAGUCUAGGAGUGCAUAUAUCAAAGGGCACCACGAUGGGCUAGUGUGAACUUAGGAAUUUUCAUUUGCAUGCAAUUUUCAGGGAUUCACCGGAGUCUAGGAAUGCAUAUAUCAAAGGCAGAACCUGAACUGCUUCGGGUCUGAUGCGGGCUGGUGAUUUGCAGAAUGCUACAAAGGCUUAGCUUGGUGCUGCACAAUCAUAUUCGGCUUCUGUUAAUUUUAAAAUUCGACUCCUGGGUGAUUCAAAUGUAAUAUUGAUGCAUCGUUUGUGUCACAUUUAAAUAAAGUUGGGUUUGAAAUAUGUAUCCGUGACAAACGUGGUCAAUUUGUGAUUUCAAAGAGAGAAUGGAUUUCCCUUCUUUGUGGAGUGGAUGUGGGCGUACCUCUUGGAAUGAAACUGUUAUUACAGGAAUGAAACUAAGUUCCCUGGACGAUAAAAAUUCUGUAUCCACUGAGUCUAGGAAUCUUUUAGCUGGAAGUGAUCUGGUAUAUUUUGAUACAACAGAUUUGAUAGCUUUUGUACCAGGAAUUAGUAAUGGUGGAACAGAGAAACUUUUGGCUACUCCGGAAAGUGAUCUGAGACAGCGGUUUAAGGGAAACUUUGACUUUGUGAUUGGUCAAAUAAUGUCUGAACUUCAAAAUUCAUACCAUGUGGAAUUUGGUAAAGUCCUGUGUGGAAAGCAUGGCAUAAUUUGUGAGAGUGUUCUUUCAGAAUUUAAGGAGUUGGUACUAAUGUGUGGAGGGCCCAAUGAGAAACUUAGAGCUAACAAGUUAAUAAAUUGUCUCAGCAAAUUGAAGUUUCUGAUCCAUAGCCAACCAGCAACUCACUGUGAUUCCAAUGUCAUUCUUAAUGUUGAUGAACAGGUGGUGAAAUUACUUUUUCUUUUUCUGUAUUGGGAAAGAUUUUCAAGAUGGGUUAUCAACCCAAUGCCAUAACCUUCAAUACUCUUAUGAAAAGUCUCUGUCUUAGUGGCGAUGUUAAAAAAGUACUGCAUUUUCAUGACCAUGUUGUGGCAAAGGGAUUUCAAUUGGACCAUGUUAGUUACGGGACUUUGAUUAACGGGUUGUGUAAAAUGGGGGAAACUAGAGCCGCCAUGCAAAUGUUGAGACAAAUUGAAGGGAAAUGGUCAACACCAAUGUGGUAAUGUGAUAAAUUUGUAACCGAGGCUUAUGAGUUAUAUUCUGAAAUGAUCGCAAAGAAAAUUUCACCUAAUGUUGUCACUUUCAAUUCUCUAAUCUAUGGAUUUUGUAUUGUUGGUCAAUUGAAAGAAGCAUUUGGUUUGUUUCAUGAAAUGGUAUUGAGAAACAUCAACACAAAUGAUUAUACUUUUAAUAUAUUGGUUGAUGCAUUUUGCAAGGAAGGAAAUGUUAAAGAAGCUAUCAAUGUAUUGGCUAUGAUGAUGAAAGAAGGUGUAAAACCGGAUGUUUUUACUUAUAAUGCUUUAAUGGAUGGGUAUUGCUUAGUUUAUCAAGUGAACAAGGCCUUAGAUAUAUUCAACCCUAUGUCCGAUAAGGGAGUGACUCCUAGUGUUUGGAGCUACAGUAUCAUAAUUAAUGGAUUAUGCAAGAUCAAAAUGGUGGAUGAAGACAUGAAUCUCUUUGAAGAAAUGCAAAGCAAGAAGAUUACACCUUACAGUUCUCUUAUUGAUAGUUUGUGCAAAUCAGGGAAAAUCUCUUUUGCAUUGGAGCUUGUUAAUGAGAUGCAUGGUAUAGGCCAACCUGCCAAUGUAACCACUUACACUUCCUUAUUACAUGCUUGAUGUAAAAACCAUCAUGUUGACAAGGCAAUUGCAUUAGUCAAGAAAUUUAAAGACCAAGGCAUUCAACCAAAUAUGCACACAUACAAUAUACUUAUUGAUGGACUAUGCCAAGAAGGAAGACUUAAGGACGCACAAGUGAUUUUUCAAGAUCUUUUGAUUAAAGGCUAUAAGGUAACAAUCUGGACAUAUACUAUUAUGAUCAAUGGUCUUUGUUUAGAGGGCUUGUUUGAUGAAGCUAUGGCCCUGCUGUCAAAAUUGAAAGACAAUGGUUGCAUUCCUGAUGCUGUAACUUAUGAAACAAUUAUCUGUGCUCUCUUUGAAAAUGAUUAGAUAAAGCAAAGAAACUUUUUCGUGAAAUGAUUGUUAGAGGUCUAUUGUAAGAGAAGUACUGGUUAAGAUUAUUUCUUGUAACUUAUUAGGCUAAUUUGAAUUUUGAUGAC
Trifolium pratense (red clover) is the source of this 2818-nucleotide messenger RNA. RefSeq lists its product as uncharacterized. Bases 964 to 1554 code for a protein of 196 amino acids. NCBI's taxonomy places the organism in Eukaryota, Viridiplantae, Streptophyta, Magnoliopsida, Fabales, Fabaceae. The record is from RefSeq and is a predicted model, not a curated record. The transcript has 10 exons.